Molecule: messenger RNA, 2429 nt
Organism: Xenopus laevis (African clawed frog)
Lineage: Eukaryota; Metazoa; Chordata; Amphibia; Anura; Pipidae
Gene: hs2st1.L
Product: heparan sulfate 2-O-sulfotransferase 1 L homeolog
Cellular component (GO): membrane; Golgi membrane
Molecular function (GO): sulfotransferase activity; heparan sulfate 2-sulfotransferase activity
Source: RefSeq, marked provisional
AGCGGGGCUGUCUGAAGCUGCUGGUGACUGAGGCUCACGCUGCUCUUUGUCGCUGCGUCCGUAUCAAGUGUGCCUGGAGAGCGGGAAGCCGCAGCGCCCUUAUCCCACUCCUGAUGCCCACGUUAUGGUGCCAUAGAUCAAUUUGAUGGGGCUCUUACGGAUUAUGAUGCCGCCCAAGUUGCAGCUGCUGGCAGUGCUGACCUUUGGGGUCUUAAUGCUUUUCCUGGAGAACCAAAUCCAGAACCUAGAGGAAUCACGGGAGAAGCUUGAAAGGGCAAUAGCACGUCAUGAAGUACGGGAAAUAGAGCAGCGGCAUUCCAUGGAUGGCUCCCGACAAGAAAUUGCGCUUGAUGAUGAUGAAGAUAUUUUAAUAAUUUACAACAGAGUUCCAAAGACUGCCAGCACUUCCUUUACAAAUAUUGCCUAUGAUCUGUGUGCAAAAAAUAAAUACCAUGUGCUUCAUAUAAACACAACCAAAAAUAAUCCAGUUAUGUCUCUUCAAGAUCAGGUGCGCUUUGUGAAGAAUGUCAGCUCUUGGAGAGAGAUGAAACCAGGCUUCUAUCAUGGACAUGUUUCCUUUUUGGAUUUUACAAAAUUUGGUGUUAAAAAGAAACCCAUUUACAUAAAUGUGAUUAGAGAUCCUAUCGAGAGACUUGUCUCCUAUUACUAUUUCCUGCGCUUUGGUGAUGACUAUCGACCAGGUUUACGGAGGCGUAAGCAGGGAGAUAAAAAGACCUUUGAUGAAUGUGUAGCAGCUGGAGGCUCUGACUGCGCUCCAGAGAAACUUUGGCUUCAGAUCCCGUUCUUCUGUGGCCACAGCUCAGAAUGCUGGAAUGUGGGGAGCAGAUGGGCUUUGGACCAAGCCAAGUACAACCUUGUUAAUGAAUACUUUUUAGUCGGAGUCACAGAGGAACUUGAAGACUUCAUUAUGUUAUUAGAAGCAGCAUUACCCAGAUUCUUCAGGGGUGCAACAGAGCUUUACCGUUCAGGGAAGAAAUCCCAUCUCAGAAAAACAACAGAAAAGAAAGCCCCUUCAAAGGAGACAACUGCAAAACUUCAGCAGUCUGACAUAUGGAAGAUGGAGAAUGAGUUCUAUGAGUUUGCUCUAGAGCAGUUCCAGUUUGUCAGAGCACAUGCAGUACGAGAAAAAGACGGAGAACUGUAUGUUCUAGCACCGAACUUUUUCUAUGAAAAGAUUUACCCAAAGUCGAACUAAGGACACUACACUUAUAUGUUUAAUGGACUACACCUUUGUUCUUAGGACUUCAUUUCAGGCCUACAGACCUGGUAAUUGCGCCUCUGAGACGGUUCAUUAAUAGCUCGGUAUGGUUGUCAUCAAAUGAGCCAUAUCAAAUAUUCACCACUAAGAAACUGUGACCUUCACGUGAUAUCCAGCUAAACAACUCUGCCAAAAGGUCAUGUCCAUAAGCAGAAACAAAUCUGGACCUGCUGUAGCAAAUGAACACUGGAUUAUGCCAGAUAUACACUGUACAGACAAAGUCACUUUUUAUUUUCAUUUAAGGGGAAACUGAUAUAGAACUGAAUGGUGUGGUGGUGGUGUUCUCAUUUCUGGGGGCCAUGUCCCCUGUACCUGCUUCAAAACAGCCCUUUGGUGGUGCCUGUUCUGCCAUUAAAACUAAUGCAUACUACACAGUCACGCCGUAUUUUAAGGCACCCAAGGGCCUGUUCCUAGGGCAGCAGCUUUAAAGGAGAAGGAAAGCUACCGAGGCAGUUUGUUGUCGAUAGAUUAACCACAAUAGUGCAAGCUAAAACACUAUAUUUAUUUUGUAGAAUACUUUACUAUUCCGGCGUAAACAGCUCUAGAAACUCUCUGUUAGUUUAGGAUAGCAGCUGCCAUAUUAGCUUGGCGUGACAUCACUUCUUGCCUGAGUCUCUAGCUCUAGGUUCAGAUUACAGCAGGGAGGGAGUGUGAGAGGAGCAAUCUGAGCAAGCUGAAGCCCAAGCCCUGUAGGUUUAAACUGAAAACAGGAAGUCUGAUACAGAAGCCCAUGUGUACACAAUAGAAGGAAAGAAAUGCAGUGUUUCUUUUUAACAGAGGACUCAGAGCAGCAUUAAUUUGAGGGAUUAGGUGGAUUUAUAUAGACCUUUCUGAUAAAGUUUACUUACUUUUAACCGUUCCUUGGGUGCCUAAAUACUAGAUUAUGUUUUUCAACUCUCCCCAGCCAUCACUGGAGUCUUGCCUUGUAAAUCCGGUGGAGGAGCUGGAGAGAGAGGGGUUAUAGUGCGCAUCAUAGCGCAGCAACUUCGGAAGUAAUAUCAUGUGUAACCACAUCUUGGGUGUGUACCAAGGUCCGGUGCUUAGGGUGGCACUGGACAAAAUACAGCAUUUCUACCAGUCAUUUCUGUAGUGGGUUUUCCAAACAACUUGCAGGGUUAGGCCGAUCAAAUAAAGGGAAGUAUAUACCCCA